UCGUAAAUCGGUUUCUGAGUAUGACAGGAAUGCAGUAUCGAGAGAUUGCUAAAAAAAGGUGGCAGCUCUCAGUGAGACUUUACUACAGAGUUAUGGAAGCCAUGCUGAAAUCGGAGGAAGAGAGACUUUCAAUGUCUGAUUUUAGUACUUUGUUACAUAAUGAUACAUUCCACAAGUCCCUAUUGGCUGCUGCCAUAGAAGUUGUCAUGGUUACCUAUGGUGGGUCAUGGAGCUCACCAUUUUCAGCUGACUCACUAGAGUCUGAAAUCUUAUUUCCAUGGAUACUAGAUGUAUUCCAACUGAAAGGCUUUGAUUUCUAUAAGGUUAUAGAGAGUUUUGUGAGAGCUGAGAGUAAACUGACAAGAGAUAUUGUCAAGCACCUACACUUUGUAGAAAGCCAGAUUCUUGAGAGCAUAGCAUGGAAGUCUGAUUCACCGCUAUUUAAAUUUGAUUCUGUUAAAUUAGCAGCUACUACCUCACAGAUAAGUAUUGACAACAGUACUUUGCCCACUACCACAGCCGCUGACAUGUAUCUUUCACCCCUCAGGAGCCGACAUGCACCCCCUUCUCCUCAAUCAAAGGCUAAAUCAAGAGACAGUUCUUUAAGAGGCAGCAUUACAAGCGCUGGUGUUUUCUCGCCACCAGUCAAAAGCUCACUUCAAUUAAUUAAUCAAUCAGGCAAGGAUCAGAGUAGUGGCAGCAGCGUGCCACCACGGUCACAGACGUUGAAUCUGUUUUACAAUAAAGUGUUACGAUUGGCGUACACUAGGUUACAAGCCCUAUGCAAAGAGUUGGUAGUUACGCUUGAUCUGGAGAGGUUUAUAUGGACUACUGUUGAGUAUUGUGUCACUCACAGACCAGAAUUACUUAAAGAUAGGCACCUUGAUCAGGUUAUGUUGUGUUGUAUAUAUGGUGUUUGUAAAGCAGCAGACUCUGAGUUAAGAUUCAAAGACAUCGUGGCUGUUUAUAGGAGAUUAUAUCAAUACUCACAACAUGUUUACAAAUCAGUACUUAUAAAUGGUGAAGAGUAUGACUCUAUCAUAGGUUUUUAUAAUAGAAUAUUUAUGCCGUCCUUAAAGAUGUAUAUACUUCAAUUCCAACCCAAUAGACAGAAGCCUAUGCUCUCACCAGUUCCUACAAAAUGCCAAAGUGGGCUAACCUCCCCCUCCGUGAUUCGUAUUCCCGGCAGAAGUAAUUUCUAUGUGUCACCAAUGAAGGAUUCUCCAUUCAAGAGUCCUCGCCCUAAAAAUGAAAUAUUAUCACCUAGUCAAAUGACGCCAAGAUCAAGAACACUUUACAGCUUUGGUGAGGGACCAGGGUCAGCUGAAAAGUUGAAUAAAAUCAAUGAAGCUAUGAGAGCAGUGAAGCGGGCAUCUGAGCAAAACAAAUCAUUGAAAUCACAGAAAAGGUUGAAAUUUGACCAAGAUGGAUAUUGACCAAUCAGAUUUACAUGCAUUUGAUAGUAAUGGCAUACAAAACAAAUUUGAGAACACUGCCAAUGUAUCGGGAUUGAAUAAUAACAAUGGAACUGCUGCUAUUAUACAAAGAAAACUUGGUGCUAUUGCUGCUGAACGUUCUGCCAAAUCUAACAGUAAAGCAAAGAAGCGCAAGAAGUAAAAUGACUGUUUGGUAAAAUUUCACCAGACCAUCAUGUCAGUUGGGCACCUUGGAACCACACAGAGCAUUCUGUAUCAACAACGCAGUCUGUUUGCAGCAUCUUACUCGCUCAUUUAAGAUGCUUUCUGAAUGAUAUGUGAAUGUGAAAUGUCUGAGGGAGAGUCACUUGAUAUUUAUUCGGUACUAACAAGUGAAAUGAACACGUAACACGCUUGGUCUUUUUGCAGACGCCAUGUACAUUGGAAGCGCUGUGCGCCGGGGUGAAAAAAAAUUGUACAAUAAUGUAAGAGGAACCAUAGCAUUCAUGUUAUACAAUCUUCUAAGAUUUAGGGAGUGAUCAGUGGGGCUUCCUCACUUUUGGCUAUUGAGGGCGCUGUUCAUCCUAAAAUCUAUUUUCAUUAUACACAUUUUUUAUUCAGUGGAG
Saccoglossus kowalevskii is the source of this 2041-nucleotide messenger RNA. Its product is annotated as retinoblastoma-associated protein-like. Lineage: Eukaryota; Metazoa; Hemichordata; Enteropneusta; Harrimaniidae. Gene Ontology annotation, cellular component: nucleus; Rb-E2F complex; chromatin. Gene Ontology annotation, biological process: cell differentiation; neuron projection development; regulation of transcription by RNA polymerase II. Gene Ontology annotation, molecular function: RNA polymerase II transcription regulatory region sequence-specific DNA binding. The record is from RefSeq and is a predicted model, not a curated record.